AUUUUCUCAAACCAUUUUACAUUUUUUAUGGGAUGACUAGCCGAAUGCAACCAAAAAGCGGAGUUUACUCGGUUAGCAAAGCGGAUUUCACAAAGAUUUUCGAAGAUGUCCCAAAAGUGCCCAUCACUUCUGCCGUGGACCUUCGUAAUAAAUUCGAUGCAGUUCGAAUUAUUUUAUCAAAUAGUUCCGAAGACUGGAAUAAACGACAAACUCAAUUAAAAACUGUCCGAAGUCUAGUGAUUCAUGGGGAGAAAGUUGUCGAUCGACCAACAAUGAUUGCUCAUCUUGUUCAACUUCUUGGUUGUUUCGAGUUGGCAGUGAAGGAUCUUCGAUCACAAGUUUUACGAGAAGCCGCAAUAACAUGCAGUUUCAUUGUUAGUAAAUAUGGAAUCGAGACUCAUUCAAUUGGAGAGGAUAUUCUCGUUCCAGCAAUGUCACAAGUUGCUGUUAGCACGAAGAUUAUGGCCACUUCAGCGAGCACAUUGACAGAAUUUAUUGUAGAAUAUGUACAAACCCGUCAAGUGUUCACAAUUCUCUCUUCGUUCUCAACAUCCAAGGACAAAUCUCAAAGAAGACAGCUGGCUGCUCUUCUAGAAAUUGUUAUCAGUAAAUGGAGUGAUAGAAUCAAAAAGCAAAUAAUGCGUCAAAUCUGCGAGCUCAUAAAAUCAGCAAUCAAUGAUGCUGACUCGGAGACAAGAGCAGCUGGUAGAAGAGCAUUUGCAAAACUUGACGAAAUGCAUUCCGAAGAAGCUGAUGCUUUGUAUCUAGAACUCGAUCAUUCCAAACAGAAAAUGCUUAGAGGGGGAGAUGCAGCGUCUUCAUGGGCAAGUGUGAAUAGUGAAAAGGGCUCAAUACCAAUUCGUUCGAAAUUAUCAGCUGGAUCGAAAGCUCAUAUGAAUAUCAGUGCGAAAUUUCUCGCGCAAAGAAGUGCGUCUGCAAUUGAUCCAAAAGCUACAAAGUUUGCUGGACCUAGUCGACUGGUUCGUCCGACUUCUACAAAAACAAUGGCAAGGCAAGAUACUUCACCAGCUGGAUGUAAGUAUUCUAAUUUUAUAUCUAUGUUUUUCAAAACUCUCUUGCUUUCCGCCAAAAUUCCAUAUCCAAACCGGCCCGGAUCUAGAACAAGAACAUCUUCAAUUACUUCCACCGACUCUCGUGACACAUCUCCAACCAGAAGGAAUUCUCCAUUACCACCAGAAACACAGAAAGCUAGAGUCAAAUAUGGAAACGGGUCUUUCUUUGCAAAACUUGGAAUGCCGGAUACUACCGACGAUGAUGAGUUUUUACUACCGAUUCGAAUAAGAUCUCCCUUGAAAACACCGACAAUAGAAGCACACGACAAGGUUUCCCAAGUUUUGAAAGAAUGUUGCUCUUCUUCAGUUUCGGAGAAAAAGGAAGGAAUCAAGAAACUGUUGCCUAUUGUAGCUGACACUAGUCUAAACCCAAUUGAGAUCAAAAACAUUGGAAAUUGUCUAAAUCGGUUGCUUUCGGAUGCUUCAAAUACCAUGGUUCUUGAGAUCUACUCUAUAUUCGUUCGAACCCAUAGUAGUCGAUUAUCCGAAUGGCUUCGAUUAGCUCUUGCAAAAUUGUUUGCUCGGAAAGCCGCUGAAACUCUGCCCAACACUAAAAAACAAAUUGGUCAUACUUUGAACGUCAUCCUUGAAUGCUUCAAUGCUCAUCACCAACUUGUCACAGUCUGCGAGCUAAUGUGCGAUCCGAUACAUUUGAUGGUUCCAAAGGCUCGUGUUGUACUGCUGGAGUAUUUGACAAGUCUGCUAGAUGAGUAUACGGAACCUGGAGCAUCCAUUAAUGCUAAAGAAUUGAAGACCGCAAUCCGAAAAAUGCUCACAUGGGCCUCUGAUCCUAGACUGUCAAUUCUACUAACACCACAUGUUGAGAAAGCGAUUUGCUCCAUGUUUUGUGUUAAUGUCGCUGAUUUCUCUGCACUAAUUAGCGAUCUUGACAGUGAGCAGAAGAACUGGAUACACCAAACACUUCAGAGAAAUGGACUCGAAAAUGGAAUAAGUAGCAACAACAUCGCAACCAACUCUGGAGCAACGGCUUCUCGUGAAACAAGCAACACUUCUUUCCAAAAAGAGUCAACAUCAUUCGGUCUACCCGAGUUUGGAGCACGAAAAGGCGGAACUGGCGUCAAUCUCGGCUCGCUCAAUAUCUCUAACAAUCUGGCAUUGAGUAGGCUAGAAGAGCAAUCAACGUCAAGGCUCAUGGAGAAAGUUAAUCUAAACUCCACUGUCACACUCCCACCUGAUACACUGGAAAAAAUCCAGAACGUUCAAGACCUCCUACAAAAGAUGAGAAGCUCUGAAAACGCGGAUGAGCAAGAAAGUGCAAUAAGCUCUAUUUACAUGAUGAUCUGCGAUGGAGGUUUCGGUGUGUGGGAGCAGUGUUAUGCAAAACUUCUUCUCAACUUAUUCGAAAUUCUUUCAAAAAGUCGAUCAGAAAAUAAUAAGAAAAUGUGCCUACGAAUUCUCGGGAAGAUGUGCACCGCGCAAGCUGCAAAACUGUUUGAUUCGACUGAAAUGGCAGUGUGCAAAGUUCUGGAUGCAGCUGUAAAUACGAACGACGCAACAACGGCUCUUGCUGUGGAAGAUUGUUUGAGAACAUUGGCAACUCAUCUACCACUUUCAAAUAUUAUUAAUAUUGCAAAAGUUAUUCUAAAUCAAGAACCUAUCGACGAUGAAAGAGCUUCUCUAGUUCUUAAAAUGGUAACACGAUUAUUUGAGGAACUUCCAGCAGAGGAGUUGAAUAAUAUUGUAGAUGAUAUCACUCCAACGAUUAUUAAAGCGUAUCAAUCUACGUCAUCAACUGUUAGGAAGACCGUCGUCUAUUGUCUUGUCGCCAUGGUAAAUCGAGUUGGCGAGCAAAGGAUGACACCACAUUUCACCAAGCUGCCAAAAGCAAUGACCAAUCUCAUACAAGUCUACGUCAACAGGGCGAUCUCAACAAGUUUACCAAGGCUAUAAUUUCAAAUUUAACUGUUUCUAGAUCUCAAAUUGACAUGAUGCAUCAAAACGGGUAAAACUCGCAUUUGUUUUCAAUAUUUAAUACUUGUUUGGUUUCCAGCUUUCAAAUUUAAAUAAAAUUUCAAA
This is a messenger RNA of Caenorhabditis elegans, 3110 nucleotides long. RefSeq names its product Protein CLASP-3 (gene cls-3). The transcript is spliced from 12 exons. Gene Ontology annotation, biological process: establishment of mitotic spindle localization; astral microtubule organization. Gene Ontology annotation, cellular component: cytoskeleton. Lineage: Eukaryota; Metazoa; Nematoda; Chromadorea; Rhabditida; Rhabditidae. The record is from RefSeq and is marked reviewed. The coding region runs from base 33 to 2984 and encodes 983 amino acids.